This is a messenger RNA of Scomber japonicus (chub mackerel), 462 nucleotides long. RefSeq names its product complement decay-accelerating factor transmembrane isoform-like. The transcript has 3 exons. The coding region runs from base 61 to 462 and encodes 133 amino acids. Lineage: Eukaryota; Metazoa; Chordata; Actinopteri; Scombriformes; Scombridae. The record is from RefSeq and is a predicted model, not a curated record.
UCGCGCGUCAGCUCUGCGUCUUUGAAGAAGUUUAACAGGACAGAAAGUUUCCAGACCAGGAUGUUUAUCUCGCUGAAGCCCUUCAUGGAAGUUUUACUGGAUACUUGUGGACGAAUGGACGUCAAAUCUCUGCUUUUCCUGACGUUACACCUAUUUUUGUUGAAGGCAGCAGCUGACUGUCCCAAACCAGAGACAGAAGAAAAUAUGGUCUUAUCAGACGAAGCACUUCUAUUGAAUUCUUUUCCAGACGGAACUGGAGUCCCAUUGGAGUGUGCUAAUGGAUAUGUUAAAGAAAGUGGCUCUGGGAUUAUAAACUGUAUUAAUGAAAACUGGUCUAGCCCAGAUCUCAUCUGUAAAAAGAAGGACUGUGGUCCCCCAAAAACCCAACCAAAUGUGAAAUUUGAAAUCCUCACUGAUACCCUGUUUGGUGCCAAAAUAAAAGUAACUUGUGAUAAAGGGUGA